GUUUGUCAUAGAUCCAUCUCCCAGGAUCCAGAGGCCCUAAAACCAGAUUUGCAGGCUGAUGGGAAAGAACAGACUGGAUGGUUGCCAAUCAGCCUGCCCUCUUCUGGGGGCAUGCCUUUUGGGAAGUCCAGGCUCCAACCAAGGGCGGGUGAGAAGAGUGAUCUCAGGUAGAGAUUGGCUGGACGGUGAGGUUGAGGACCCACCUUCACUGUACCGGCAGAUCUACCCUGCUAACAAAGCUGGGUCUUUGGACCAGAGUACUCUCUUACCUGCACUCUGCUUGAAUGAUCACUGCUGGAAUUUGCACCUCAAAUUGCUCCUUCAGUACAUCCAUGACUAAUAGGUAAUCCAUCUAAGUGAUAACUGUGUACUAAGGUUAAAUAAUGUUUAUGUUGAAGAGUGGGAUUUUGCGGUUAGACCUGCGUUCCACUGCUGGCUCUGCUGUGUGGUUUUAGGCAAAGUAACAUUUUGGAGCCUUGAUUAUAUUACUUAUGACUUCGGAGGAUCAUACUUUGCCACUACCUCCAAAAAGUAGUAACCUCCAAAAAGGUUACUUACAUACAGUUUUUACAGUCCUGAGGGCUGCGCCUAACUGUUCUAUUAUAUUUUUUGUGCAGUUGACUCAAAAUGAUUAUCUGUUUUUCUAUUCCCAAGUUAUUGAGGGCGGGGGGAUUGUGCUGCACUCUACUUUCUCAUUGUUUUCUUCGUAUACUGCCCUGGUUUUCAGAUCAGUCCCCAAGGACCUUACCCUAGGCCCAUCCGCCACGCCCUGUACAUCUGGUCCAACCUCACCAGGCUACAGCCGCACUGGCUACCUUUUAGUUCCAGGGAAAGAUUCUUACCUCUGUCAGGGGUGUUGCUGAGACUUUCCUGUCUGGGAUGCUAUUCCUACCCCUCUUCCCUAGCCGACUCCUGACGUCCUUUGCAUAGGCUUCAGCUUGAAUGUCACCUCUUAAGGAUACCUUUUUCUUGUCUAACGUAUGUCCCCUUCCUGGUUUCAGUUUGCUGCUUGUUCAUUGCCCUUACCAUACCUACAGCUGUUUUAUUCCUUUGUUGCUUGCUUUUUUGUUUCCCCUCCACUGGGCUGUAAGAUCCAUGAGGUCAGGGAUCAUCUCUAGCUUCUUCCAGUCUCCAGCACCUAGCCCACUGCCUAGCACGGUUGCUCUCCAUACUGUGGAAUGACUCAAGCCACAGGAACCACGACACUGAAAUUAACUGGCAGCGCAGUGCUCUGCGCUUCCACCUUCGGUACCCCACUUAGCGGUCGGGAUUUCAGUCCGCAGGAGGGAGCACUCGAACCCCCUACCAGAGGCUUGAUUGUGCCAGCGGAAUGGUUUCCAGGGCGACAGCAAACAGGGGGCGGGGCCUCGGAACCGAGGGCCCUGCUCCCCUGAGAGGAGGCGGUGCGCAGAGGGGAGGCGGGCUCUCGCGCGCUGGGAGGGCGUGCGCCGCGAGGGGCGCAUGCAGGGCCCCGGCGCGGCGCUGCUCCCGAGCGCGGGGGAGCUGGGGUUCGCGCACCAGGGCUCCACCGCCUGGUACUGCCAAGAGGACGGCCGCACCAGUUCUCCCGCCCCAUGGCCCUGGGCGUGCCACUUAGAGUUCCGGCCUCCCGAGACACUGCCUUGGCCGGGGCCCGGCUCCGCCUGUCCCGAGGGGCUUUGCGCUGGCGGCAAAGGCCGGGCCGGCAGUCCCUCUUUGAGCCGCCUAGGCCAUGCCUUCGAGUCGCUGGCCCAAGGCACCCACACCCAGAACGCAGCGGAUCUCCGCCCCCUUGGGUCCCCGCACACUCCGGCUCCGGAUGAUGCCCAGUCGCCGGAUGGUUCCCUUGUCCUCUGGCGAGGAUUCUCCAAGCCAUCUCACCACAUGGGCCGGCUCAGAAACGCCAGGAUCCACGUGGAGAGAGCUGUCAAGCAGAAAAAGAUCUUUAUGAUCCAAGGCCGCUACCCAGUGAUACGGUGCCUCUUGCGCCGGAGAGGCUGGGUGGAAAAGAAGAUGGUCCAUCACUCGGGCACCACCCUGCCACCACCCCAGAAGGAUCUGGAUAGCUCAGUAAUGGGUGAUAGUGACACCACUGAGGAUGAGGAUGAAGAAGAGGACGAGGCAUUUCGGCCACCGCAGCUGUUUGACUUUGAUGAUUUACUGGAAUUUGAUGACCUAGAUGGGACACAUGCUCUGAUGUCCCGCAUGGUUCGGAACGAGGUCCCCUAUUUCAUCUGGACCACUCGGCGGGAUGUGCUGGACUGUCGCUUCCUCUCCAAGGAUCAAAUGAUAAACCACUAUGCCCGGGCUGGCUCCUUUACCACAAAGGUGGGUCUAUGUCUCAAUCUCCGGAAUUUGCCAUGGUUUGAUGAGGCUGAUGCUGACUCCUUCUUUCCGCGCUGCUACCGCCUGGGGGCUGAGGAUGACAAAAAGGCCUUCAUAGAGGACUUCUGGCUGACAGCUGCCCGCAACGUUCUCAAGCUGGUGGUAAAGUCCGAAUGGAAGUCAUACUCUAUCCAGGCAGAAGAGGAAGAGUCCCCAGGAGACAAACAGCCCAAGAAACAGGAGAAAAAGCCAGUGAUGGUGUCCCCAGAGUUUGUGGAUGAGGCUCUGUGCGCCUGUGAGGAGCACCUUAGCAACCUGGCUCACAUGGACAUCGACAAGGACCUGGAGGCGCCGCUGUACCUCAGCCCUGAGGGCUGGUCCGUCUUCCUCCAGCGCUACUACCAAGUGGUCCACGAGGGGGUAGAACUCAGGCACCUCGACGCUCAGGUCCAGCGCUGUGAAGACAUCUUGCAGCAGCUGCGGGCUGUGGUGCCCCAGAUGGACAUGGAAGGAGAUCGCAACAUCUGGAUCGUGAAGCCGGGAGCCAAGUCCCGAGGACGAGGCAUCAUGUGUAUGGACCACCUGGAGGAGAUGCUGAAGCUGGUUGAUGGCAACCCCAUGAUGAUGAAGGACGGCAAGUGGGUGGUACAGAAGUAUAUUGAACGGCCUCUGCUCAUCUUUGGCACCAAAUUUGACCUGAGACAGUGGUUCCUGGUGACCGACUGGAACCCACUUACCGUGUGGUUCUACCGUGACAGCUACAUCCGCUUCUCCACACAGCCCUUUUCUUUGAAGAACCUUGACAACUCAGUGCACUUGUGCAACAACUCCAUUCAGAAGCACCUGGAGAAUUCAUGCCAUCGGCACCCGCUGCUGCCCUCAGACAACAUGUGGUCGAGCCAGAAGUUCCAGGCGCACCUGCAGGAGAUGGGGGCCCCAGACGCCUGGGCCACUGUCAUCGUGCCUGGCAUGAAGGCUGCAGUGAUCCAUGCCCUGCAGACCUCCCAGGACACCGUGCAGUGUCGGAAGGCCAGCUUCGAGCUCUACGGUGCUGACUUCGUGUUUGGGGAGGACUUCCAGCCCUGGCUGAUCGAGAUCAAUGCCAGCCCCACCAUGGCCCCCUCCACUGCUGUCACUGCCCGGCUCUGUGCAGGCGUGCAAGCCGACACCCUGCGUGUGGUCAUCGACCGGCGGCUAGACCGCAGCUGUGACACAGGAGCCUUUGAGCUCAUCUACAAGCAGCCUGCCGUGGAGGUACCCCAGUAUGUGGGUAUCCGGCUCCUAGUAGAGGGCUCCACCAUCAAGAAGCCCCUGGCAAUGUGUCACCGGCGGAUGGGGGUCCACCCAGCACUCCCUCACCUGCUGACCCAGAGAGGCUCUGGGGAAGGCAAGGACUCGGGGACCCUUACCCACAGGUCAGCUCCUAGGAAAGUUGCUGGGGCCAGGAGCCUGGGGCACACUGAGAAGCCAGCCUCCACUGCCACCACCUCGGCCCCUGGAAAGGGGAAGAAAGGCAAGGCGAAAAGUGCCACAGCCCUGGUCAACCCCAAUCUCCGGAAGUGGGAGCCCCCCAGCACCAGGAUGGGCUGCAUUUUCACCAUGACCUUUGCUAGUGGGGACAGGCAACCCCACCCCUUGAACAGAUUGCCAUUGAGUCUGAAGAACCCCCAGGCCCUGGCCCCUUACCACUUCCCCAGCCUCCACACCAAGGCCCGGCUGUCUUCUCCCCAUGUGCUCCGAUCCCAGGGGCGGGUCCUCAGACUGCAACACAGCAAGUUGGUGGGCUCUAAGGCCCUGUCGACCACAGGCAAGGCCUUGAUGACUCUACCUACUGCCAAGGUUUUGAUUUCCUUCCCACCUAACCCUGAGCUCAAGUUGGCAUCCAGUGUCCUGAAACCAAGAAAGGCUGUUGCUCCCCAGCGCCUUCGUGGUUCCCAUCCUGGAGGUGCCUGUGGCCUCUACCCUUCGAAGUUGGAAAUCUUCCUAGCACCCACAGGAAGGUCAAGGCCAAAGGCAAGUUCAAGACCAGACUCCGACAAACCCAAGGCUGAGGCAUGCCUCAUGAAGACACUGAGCCUUCCAGGACCCCUGCCCUUUAUCAAUGCAUACCAGGGGCUAGGGGGCAUAGGGGACGUGAGGCUAGAAAAGCCCUUGCUUCGGUUCACUGCCCCUAUCCUGGAUGCAACACCAAAUAAAAAGGAGCAAGUGAAGUAUCCUGGGCUUGGCUCCAUUUCUAUUGGAGGGUGAAGAAGAGGGUAGGCUGGGGCCCUAAACCCCAAGGUCCAGAAUGAGAGCUGUGGAGACCAUCAGCAGCCUCUCCACAAAGCAAAGGGCCAGAAUUCCACCCCCUAGUGACAGACAUGGGGCUUUCUAUGCAGGGACUCUCUGGCAUCUCCGAUCUUGGAUUGGGGGAUAAGCCUCACGUUGUAGUUGAAGAAACGGAGUCUGAACAAGGAGACAUGGCUUGCCCAAGAUCAUGUGGCAGUGAGAAGGCUAGGACAUAUUGCCAGACUGCUCACCACUGGGAGAUCUCCAAGCCCCAAGCCCAGGGGAGAACCUGGGCUGGCAGCAGAGUGACAUCUAACGGGCAUCAGAUUUACAACAUGAGAUGGGGGAAGGAUGGACCUUGCCGAAACACCAGCCCUUCUCCAGAGGGAGUUGGUCUGUCCCUUCCUCAGCAAGGGGCCAUGGUCACCUAGAAAGGAAAUACCCAACCAGCCACACCCAUCUGAAAAACUUUGGCAUUUCUUAGUUGUAGUGAGUUGAAUGGUAGCCUCUCUUCCCCGCAAAAGAUACAUCUGCCUGGAACCCGUGAAUAACUUUCUUUGGAAAAAUGGUCUUCAUAGAUGUAUUAAGUUAAAGAUCUUGAGAUGAGAGUACUCUGGAUUAUCCAGGUGGGCCCUAAAUCCAAUGACAAGUGUCCUUGUAAGAGAAGACACAGACACAAGAAGACCACGUGAAGAUGAAGGCAGACUGACGUGAUGCAGCCAUGAGUCAAAGCUUGCAGCCCCCAGAAGCUGGAAGAGGCAAGGAUUCAUCUCUAGAGGCUUCAGAGGACACGGCCCUGUCGACACCUUCAUCUCAGCCUUCUGGCCUCCAAACAGAUCUCUGAGAAAAUCAGUUUCUGUUAUUUUAAACUGCUCAGGUUGUGCUAAUUUUGUUACAGCAGUCCUGGGAAACUAAUACACUAGUCAAGUGAAGAUACAUAUACUCUGACAGCAUCUCUUGCAUAAUUGAACCAGGAAAUGCAUACAAGCAGGUUCACACCAGUGUUGUGCUAACAGCUGAACGAUGACAUUAACAGUAGAAUGGAUAAACUGGUAUAGUCAUGCACAGGCAUUCAAACCCACCAUGCAUCACAGAUGCAUUUCACAGUGUGGAACAAGAACAAAUCACAAAAGAAUAUACAUAUAUAGCAUGACUCCAUUUAUGGAAACUUCAGAAUUGGGCAAAACAAAAUAUAUUGUUUAGGGAUGUGUAUGUAUGUGGAAAAACUUAAGCAAGGAAAGCUCCCAUGUCAGGGGAGGGGGUUCCAACCUAGACUGAACAAUAGAACCCCUUCAGGAGCUUUAAAAAAGAUUGAUGUCAGGAUCUCCAGCCCAGAUUGAUAAAAUUGGUAACUUUGGGGUGCAGAAUCCCAGGGUAGGAAGGGGCUUUUUAAAAGCUUCGCUGAGGGAGUUCUAAUAUAGGGCCAGCAUUGAGAAUUGCUACCCUAACAAGGAAGGAGAGGCAUGUUUCUAUUUUGUGCCCUGAGUGGUGGUUAUAUGGGUGUCACCUUGUAAUUAUUCUUUAAAUCACAGAGCUAUUUAUGUACUCUUUGUAUGUUUGAUAUAUUUCACAAUUUUUUCAAGUAAAAGAUCUAAGAUCUUCACUUACAUGCAGUCCCCAGAAUAGUCAGAUUCAUAGAGACAGAGGAGAAUGGCGGCUACUGGGGGCUGGAAGGAGUGGAUGGGGCGUCAGUGUUUAAUGGGGCAGAGGUUCAGUUCUUCAAGAUGAUGGGAUGUGACGGUUGCACCACAAUGUGCAUGUACUUAAUGCCACUGAACUGUUCACUUAAAAAUGGUUAAGAUGGUAAAUUUUGCUAUGUGUAUUUUACCACAAUUAAACGACAACAAAAAAAUCAGACAUUUCCUCUCAGCUAGAACUGGGAAACAGCCAAAUAAAAACACCAUAUAUUGAA
This is a messenger RNA of Mirounga angustirostris (Northern elephant seal), 6484 nucleotides long. RefSeq names its product tubulin tyrosine ligase like 3 (gene TTLL3). The record is from RefSeq and is a predicted model, not a curated record. Gene Ontology annotation, molecular function: protein-glycine ligase activity, initiating. Gene Ontology annotation, biological process: cilium movement; cilium assembly; protein polyglycylation. Gene Ontology annotation, cellular component: microtubule cytoskeleton; axoneme. Lineage: Eukaryota; Metazoa; Chordata; Mammalia; Carnivora; Phocidae.